Messenger RNA from Artibeus jamaicensis (Jamaican fruit-eating bat), 2548 nucleotides. It is a transcript of the gene SFXN3, whose product is annotated as sideroflexin 3. The record is from RefSeq and is a predicted model, not a curated record. Gene Ontology annotation, molecular function: monoatomic ion transmembrane transporter activity. NCBI's taxonomy places the organism in Eukaryota, Metazoa, Chordata, Mammalia, Chiroptera, Phyllostomidae. The transcript has 12 exons. Gene Ontology annotation, cellular component: mitochondrial inner membrane. Bases 304 to 1269 code for a protein of 321 amino acids. Gene Ontology annotation, biological process: serine import into mitochondrion; monoatomic ion transport.
UAGACACUCAAGACAGUCGUUUGUCACCUGGGCUGGGGCCGCUGGGUUCUUCUCACUGCAGCUCGAGGUCGAAUGCCUUCCCCGAGCGAGAUUUGGGGCGUGGGUCUUGGCUUGCCCUCCUCCCACUACCGGUUCAGCUCGGGGGAGCCCAGAACUCUGUCUUCUCCAGGCCAAGCCAGAAAGGUCACAGGGACCGGAAGCUUGUUCCAGGACACUACGGGGAGGAAGAAUCUUUCUGACCCGCUUGCUUGAUGCAGAGAGAACCUUGAGACUUCUGCCGCUUCACAUUCCAGAGCUAAGAAAAUGGGUGAGUUGCCCUUAGAUAUCAACAUCCAGGAACCUCGCUGGGAUCAAAGCACUUUCCUCGGCAGAGCGCGGCACUUCUUCACUGUUACUGACCCCCGAAAUCUGCUGCUAUCCGGGGCACAGCUGGAAGCUUCCCGGAACAUUGUGCAGAACUACAGGGCGGGCGUGGUGACUCCAGGGCUCACCGAAGACCAACUGUGGAGGGCCAAGUAUGUGUACGACUCCGCCUUCCAUCCAGACACGGGCGAGAAAGUGGUCCUGAUCGGCCGCAUGUCAGCCCAGGUGCCCAUGAACAUGACCAUCACCGGCUGCAUGCUCACCUUCUACAGGCAGACCCCAACUGUGGUGUUCUGGCAGUGGGUGAAUCAGUCCUUCAACGCUGUUGUCAACUACUCCAACCGCAGCGGCGAUGCUCCCAUUACUGUGGGGCAGCUGGGAACAGCUUACGUGAGUGCCACCACCGGAGCUGUGGCUACAGCCCUGGGACUCAAAUCCCUCACUAAGCACCUGCCCCCUCUGGUCGGCAGAUUCGUGCCCUUUGCAGCCGUGGCAGCUGCAAACUGCAUCAACAUCCCUCUGAUGAGGCAGAGGGAGCUGCAGGUGGGAAUCCCCGUGACUGACGAGACAGGUCAGAGGCUUGGCCACUCGGUGACCGCGGCCAAGCAGGGAAUCUUCCAGGUGGUGAUAUCAAGAAUCUGCAUGGCAAUUCCCGCCAUGGCCAUUCCCCCGGUGAUCAUGGACACUUUGGAGAAGAAAGACUUCCUGAAGCGCCGCCCCUGGUUGGGGGCGCCCCUGCAAGUGGGACUAGUGGGCUUCUGCCUGGUAUUUGCCACCCCGCUGUGCUGUGCCCUGUUCCCGCAGAGAAGCUCCAUACAUGUGAGCAGGCUGGAGCCAGAGCUGAGGGCUCAGAUCCAUCAGCAAAACCCCAGCACUGAAGUGGUUUACUACAACAAAGGGCUGUGAGUGAGAGUCAGCCCCGGCCCUCCCUCACCUCCUUGGGCUGCUGCGUUAGUCGAGCCCUGCCGUCCUGCCACUUUCUUUCUGCCUGGUGUUGGGCUGCGGGCUUGGUGGGGAGCAGCCACUGAGACCAGCAAUCCGCUAGGCAGGGGGAGGUACCCCAAUAAGCCUUUUUCUCUCCCCUUUGAUUCCAAAGAGAAGGGUCACAUAAUCCCUUUCUCCUGUGCUAUCGUUUUCAUAUAUGCAUAUGUGAUAUGUGUGUGUGUACAUGCUGUCCUGGAAUGUCCUGAUAUCUGGCUUCUCCUUUUGGCUUCCUGCCACCUGCCAGCCAGCCCAGGCUAUGGAACUUAGUUCCACUGGCCAACUCAUUUCUGACAGCACCUCACCCCUUCUGGACAUAGAAGCCCAGGGAUCUCAGGACAGACUGAGGGAUACUCGCAAACCAAACUGUCCUGAAUCCUUCAGAUUACUGCCUCCUGGCUCCCAAAGCUGACACAAGAACAGGGCUGGCAGAGAAAGACAUGCCAGGCUAAAGGAGGCAGGGGGCUUAUGUCAUCCCCCACAUCCUAGAAUAGAUUACUUUGUCUCUGCUUCUCUACUAGAACAAAGGAACGUCAGUAUUCUGUUCGGCUCUUGCAAUCUCCCCAUCCACCCUUCCACUGUAGUGUGGGUGUCUUCAGGCACAAUCCUGGGAGUCUUGGUCCAUCUGACAUGAUAACCUCAAAUCUAAACCUACAACCCCAACCCUCUCCCUCCACCCAAAAGCCACACAGGCAGAGAAACAUUCCAUUCCUCUUUCAGAGCUCCCGUCGUACCUUCUUACGGAGGGACGCAGCUGUGGGAGCAGAGCUUCAACUCCACAGGCAUCUGAAUGGGUGGAGCUAGUAUACUCUCAAGGGCAACUACGGCCCUGAGUGGACAGUCUUAAGACAGGGAAUUUUGUGUCCCUUGGACUCUUCUUAGACAUUCAGCAGAAUCCCACUUUAGCUCUUCUUUCUAGAGGGUUGGCCCUGCUCCCACCCCCAUCCACGCCCUCAAGAGGAGGCGAGGCUAGGCGUUCAUGGCUGGUCCAAAGGGGAGGCAGGCUUUGGGAUGGAGUGUGUGCUGGUAAACUAAGAGUACACAGUUGGACCCUGACUCCAGCUCCCACGACCUCGGGCUGAAGCAGCGGGGAGCAGGUCCCAGCAGGGCCCCCCACGAGCACUUUCCUGCUCCCCCAACCAUCUUGCCACCAAUAAUAAAAGCUAUGAUGCCAUUGUUACUCAAUAAACUGAAAACCUGUCUA